GCCUCCCCCACCAGCCUCCUGCCCACCAUGAAGCUCACCAUCGCCAUCGUCCUGGUCACCCUGACUCUCUUCUACAGACCUGCAUCCACAGAGGUCUGCCCCAGCCUUCUGUAUGUCUUGGGAAACCUCCUCACCGGCCGCACGCCUUCCAGCUAUGAGGCUGCCCUGGAACAUUUCAGCCCUGACGAAGACAUGAAAGAGGCAACAAGUCAGCUGAAGACGCUGGUAGACACCCUCUCCCCAAAGGCCAAGGACAGCGUGUUAGAGCUCAUGAUGAAAAUAAUACAAAGCCCAGAGUGUGCUUAGGAUUCAGAAGCUGAAGAUCUCCACCUGCCAAGGCCCCUGCCACUCCCCGGAUGCUCCUUUCACUCCAUCCCCACCAGCCCCGCCUGACUCCUGCAAUAAAGUACAAGCAAGCAUCUCA
Bubalus bubalis (water buffalo) is the source of this 424-nucleotide messenger RNA. RefSeq names its product secretoglobin family 1A member 1 (gene SCGB1A1). Gene Ontology annotation, cellular component: cytoplasm. Lineage: Eukaryota; Metazoa; Chordata; Mammalia; Artiodactyla; Bovidae. Gene Ontology annotation, biological process: signal transduction. The record is from RefSeq and is a predicted model, not a curated record.